Condylostylus longicornis is the source of this 1166-nucleotide messenger RNA. RefSeq names its product peptidyl-prolyl cis-trans isomerase, rhodopsin-specific isozyme (gene ninaA). Gene Ontology annotation, molecular function: peptidyl-prolyl cis-trans isomerase activity. The record is from RefSeq and is a predicted model, not a curated record. The coding region runs from base 128 to 832 and encodes 234 amino acids. NCBI's taxonomy places the organism in Eukaryota, Metazoa, Arthropoda, Insecta, Diptera, Dolichopodidae. Gene Ontology annotation, cellular component: intracellular membrane-bounded organelle. The transcript has 3 exons. Gene Ontology annotation, biological process: protein folding; protein peptidyl-prolyl isomerization.
AAUUUUAACAAUUUGUUAAAUUUGAAUCAAUAUUUAUCGGAAUUUUCAUUUUACCGUACUUUUAAAAAAACUAAAGAAAUAUUUUAAAUAUAACUAUAUUGAAUUUUUUUCGGAUACGACCUUGUAAAUGCUUCCAAAAAUUAUAUUUUUAUUAUUCUAUUGUUUAGCAAUAGUUGAAUCAUUUCGAUUUCAAGCAACUAAUAAAAUUUAUCUUGAUAUUCGUCACGGUUCACAAAAUUUGGGUCGAAUGGUAAUUGGAUUAUUUGGAAAUGAUGCACCAAAAACUGUACAAAAUUUUCGGCAUAUUUGUCUUAAAGGAAUAAAUGGUCGUACAUAUAAAGGAACACGUUUUCACAGAGUUAUUCAAAGAUUUAUGAUUCAAGGUGGUGAUAUAGUAAAUUAUGAUGGAACUGGUUCUGUUAGCAUUUUUGGAAAAUAUUUUGAAGAUGAGAAUUUAACAAUAUCGCAUACAAGAGCUGGUUUUAUUGGUAUGGCAAAUCGUGGUCCAGAUACAAAUGGUUGUCAAUUUUAUAUAACAACAACUCGAACUGAAUGGCUAGAUGGCAAACAUACAAUAUUUGGAAAAGUGUAUGAAGGAAUGGAAGUUCUCUUCGCUAUCGAAAAAGUUAAAACAAACUCAGACGAUGAGCCUUUGGUAAAUGUAACAAUUCAUAAAUGUGGAGAAAUUAAAAUUAAAGAACCUUUUCAAGUAUCAGAUGAACUCUAUACAUUAUGGGAUUGGAUGGUUGCUAUUGGGCCACCAUGUGCAAUGUCAUUUAUAGUUUUAGCAAUUUUUCACUAUCUUUUCCGAAAAUUAAGUAUGGUUUGUUAGAUUUUUCAAAAUACACCUGAAUAUUUUUAAAAAUAAAUUAAUUAAUUAAUGUGAAAAUUUGUAAAAGGGAAGUGAUGUGAUGCUAUAAAUUAUGCACUAAUCAAAAAUAAAAGUUACUAAAUUAAAUGAAUUAAUUUGAAUAAUGUUCCAAAUUUUAUUAGAAUAAGUUUUAAAUUUCAAUGUAUUCUACUUAUUCUAUUGUCGAGCUUUUUAAAAAUUUUGAUAUUAAUUAAUGCUUGAUAUUAUUAAUCCCAAGUGUACCGAGGUAAUAAUAUGUAUGUACUUAUAUUAUACAAAAAAUAAAAAUCUGUUAAAAAAUUCUUUUUCAAACCAA